Messenger RNA from Phytomonas sp. EM1, 1593 nucleotides. Lineage: Eukaryota; Euglenozoa; Kinetoplastea; Trypanosomatida; Trypanosomatidae. The record is from the annotation of a GenBank genome assembly.
AUGUCGACAUCCGGCGAAAAGAACGUUAACGACUUCCAGAAAAUCACUGGCCUGACAGAGCAGAUAGCCAAGCAAUGCUUUUCGGCCUUUGGUAAUUACGCAGUGGCACUGGCAUCCUUCGCGCAGAGCUAUCCAAAUCUGCCGAAGAGCUACUUUCUGAACCCUAAUGCAGCGAACAAGAAUGCAAAGGAGAUCAACAGUGAGUUGCUCGCCAUUUACCGCCGCGCCCGUGAAUUGAAGGCGAAGUCUGGUCAGUUAGACAAGGAGGUCUGGAAAAACUACGGAAAGGAGGCGACGCCGCAGCCUCAGAAGUCGGAGCCGCCGAAACCGCCAGCGGUAGGGGGCAGCUCCGCCACAAGCAUCUUCCCCGGCUUUCCGCCAGCGAAGGCGCCGGGGAAGAUGGAUUCCUUCUCCUUUGGCUUUGGGCAGUCCGCGGGAGGUGCACCACGGACUGCCAGCAACGCCCCUAUCGCUCCUUUCCCGAGCGCCUUCUCGGGCUUUGGGAAACCCGCCCAGGCCGCGGCGAGCAGCGCUGUUAAAAGCGCCGCGCCCGAAAAGAAGCCGCCGGAAGAAACUUCCGCGACGCACUUCACGGGGCCCUACUUCGAGUUGCCCCAAUUUUGGGAAGAAGAAGUUCUUAAACGAGCACCGCUGUUCAACUGUGAUAAGGGGUUUAUCGAGCAGAACAAGGAUAAACUACGGCCGCGGAUGGAGAAGUGGCUUAAACGUAGCAGUUUCUAUCGGAAGCCACUCACGUAUUUCAAAGUCGACAACGUCGAUGAGGAGGUCGUGCGCGUGAUUAUCAAGGACGCCGAUCGUACUUUCUUUCACCCUGAGCACCGCGCGAAGCUGGUGGCGUUUCUGCACGCUCUCAGCCACGAGUUUAAGGCCUACGGCCAGGCCAUGAGCUACCUCUCCGCGCUCUGCAUGCUCGCCCUGACCGAGGAGGAGACAGCCAGCAUCAUCCGCUUCGUCUCCACGGAGUACAUCAAGGGCCAUUGGGCGGCCGAGGCGGUUGGGUUUGCCACAAGUGCAUGGGUGGUGGAAUACUUUAUGCAAAAGAGGUUCCCCGACGUCGCCAAGCACUUGGAUUCACUCAACCUGUGGCCGGACACCUAUUUGCAAAAGAUUCUCACAGGCCUGUGCAUCCACGUGCUGCCAUUCAAUGAUCUCUUCGACUUCCUAGACGCUUUUAUGCUUGGUGGUCUGCGCUACCUGGUUCGCUUCUGCCUCGCUAUUGUUGAGCACUACCGCGAUAAGAUCCUUUCGAUCAAAAGCACCACCGAGGCGAACACGUUGUACGAGAUCAUGCGCCUCGACCGCAACGUAGCGGACCGAAACGACGUGCAGGCGAUUUUGAAGCGCGCCCCAUUCAUUGAUCUCGGUGAGGAUGAGGAAAACAUUGAUGUGAUCCGCUCGCAGGUGUAUGAAAAGAAAGUUGAGCCGCGGUUGGUUCGCGCACCGAAAACGAACACCUAUGAACCCUGUUCGAUGUGCGAAGAGCGUCCACCUGAAUGGUGGAACGAUGACAUCGGCGCUGUCUGCAGCCCGUGCAAGGAGGCUAAUCCAGGCACCAAGUUUGAAAAUUUCUAA